Cynocephalus volans (Philippine flying lemur) is the source of this 4032-nucleotide messenger RNA. It is a transcript of the gene SH2D5, whose product is annotated as SH2 domain containing 5. Bases 572 to 1927 code for a protein of 451 amino acids. Lineage: Eukaryota; Metazoa; Chordata; Mammalia; Dermoptera; Cynocephalidae. The transcript has 10 exons. Gene Ontology annotation, cellular component: postsynaptic density. The record is from RefSeq and is a predicted model, not a curated record.
CGAGACGCGGCGGUCGCGGAGAGUGAGCGCGGGGGAGCCGGGCAGGGGCGGAGGCGCUGUGCGCGGCGCAGAGGCGCGGGGAGGGUCCCGUCUCCUCCCUCCGUCUCCUCCCUCCGUCACCGUCGUCAGUCUCCCGUCCCCUCCACCAUCGCCCCCUCGUCCCCUCCACCGGCGUCCUGUCCGCCGAGAGCCCCGGCCGCGCUCCCCGCCGGUGACAGCAGUAGCAGGAUUGAUAGCCCUCGUGGGGAGCGUUGCGCACCGCCCAGGCGCUGGUCCCCUCCGUGGCUGCGGCCCCGCUUCGUCCCGAGCACAGCGCUUCGCGCUCGAACGUCGUCUGCUUUGAGAGGCCGCCCUGGCCCGCGCUGUGGUAAGUGGCGCCCCCGGCACACGCGCGCGUCCCGCAUCCCCCUCACCUACUCUGUUUUUCUCCAAAUCACUCAACCCCGCCUGGAACGUUGUUGGCUUCCUGUACCACGUCCUCCCGCCCCAGCUCGGACGCUCGGCGACGGCUGGGACUUUGGUCUACUUGCGGCAGUGCCUGGGACUUAGCGGAUGCUCAGAAGCAGUUCAGAUGGACUGUAAUGAUCCCCACUUUACAGCUUCUCUCCUGUGGAGCUCGCAGCCGGGCACCCUGGGGGCCAUGCAGAAGGCUGGGGCAAGGGGCCGGAGGGCCUCCGACUGCGGGCCUGCCCCUUAUCGGCCCAGGUGCAUCACCAAGUUUGCCCAGUACGUGGGCUCCUUCCCCGUGGACAACUUGGGCACACAGGAGAGCGUGUGGCUGGUGCAGCAACAGCUGUGGGCACUGAAGGACUGUCCCCGACGCCGGGCCGUCAUCCUGAAAUUCAGCCUUCAGGGUCUGAAGAUCUACAGCGGGGAGCGUGAGAUGCUCCUGAUGGCCCACGCCCUGAGGCGCGUCCUCUACUCCACCUGGUGCCCAGCCUACUGCCAGUUUGCCUUCAUUGCCCGAAACCCACGGAGUCCAGCCAGCAAGCUCUUCUGCCACCUCUUUGUGGGCAGCCAGCCUGGAGAGGUCCAGAUCCUGCACCUGCUACUUUGUCGCUCCUUCCAGCUCGCUUACCUCUUGCAGCACCCUGAGGAGAGGGCACAGCCUGAGCCCUGCCCAGGGCCUGUAGGGGACAUGCCCCCGAAGCCACUGUCCAGUCCUGGGGGCCCCUCUGGCCUGGUGUGGGAGCCCUUCGGCCGUGAUCAGCUCUCUCAGAAUGUCCAUGCACUGGUCUCCUUCCGGCGGCUGCGAGCAGAGGGGCCAAUGGGCAGUGGGAAGGAGUUGCCAGAGUUGGAAGGCCGUGGGAGUGCCCGUGGUGCUCGCCUGGGCAAUCCCUACUGCUCGCCCACACUGGUGCGCAAGAAGGCCAUUCGCAGCAAGGUGAUCCGCUCGGGGGCCUACCGAGGCUGCACCUAUGAGACUCAGCUGCAGCUGUCGGCUCGGGAGGCCUUUCCCGCGGCAUGGGAGGCCUGGCCUUGGGGCCCUGGUGGCUCCUCGUGCCUGGUGGAGAGUGAGGGCAGCCUGACGGAGAACAUCUGGGCCUUUGCUGGCAUCUCCAGGCCCUGUGCUCUCGCCCUGCUGCGGAGAGAUGCGCUCGGGGCCUUCCUGCUGUGGCCCGAGCCGGGCACCAGCGGCCAGUGGUGCCUGUCAGUGCGGACGCCCUGCGGCGUGGUGCCCCACCAGGUGUUCCGGACCCACCUGGGCCGCUACUGCCUGGAGCACCUGCCAGCAGAGUUCCCCAGCCUGGAGGCCCUGGUAGAGAACCAUGCUGGCACCGAGCGCAGCCUCUUCUGCCCCCUCGACAUGGGCCGCUUGAACCCUGCCUACGAGGAGCAAGACCGUGGGCCCGAAGGCAGGCUGCCCCGGACUCUGCGGCCCCUCAGCCAUGCCAAGUCGGAAGCAGAACUGCAAGGCCUGGGCUAGGAGGCCAGGCCCCACACCCACAGGCCUGGUCUUGUCCUGGCUCCUGGGCCUCAGUGGCUGCUCUGCCUUUCAUACACCCUGCUGGUCACCAGUUCCAUCCAGUCACUGCCCUUGGACCAGUCUUCCAUUGCUUCACUGUCUGUGGGAGGGGAGCCCUGAGAUUGGGGAUUGCCAGUGGCUUCUCACAGGACAUGUAGCCCACUGAGAUUCCAGGAGGGGCAGGCAAAGAUUCAGGCUUCCGAUAACUUGCUGGGUGACUUUGGUUGCUUGUCAUUUCCAGGCUUCCACUUCAUUCCCAGGAUGGGAGCUUUCCGAGGUGGUUGGGGAGGUUUGUUCGUGAUGGAGGUGCAGCCCUCUCCUAAGGAGGCCAGGCCUUGGGGCCCUAGCUGGGAGUCUCCAGAGAGCUCCUGACAGAGGAAACCAGUUUGGGGAGGCAGGAGUGAGUGCUCACUUUGGGCCAAGAUGGGGGGUGCGCCCCCCUCUCUGUGAUAAAGCAGAGGUGACUGGCGCUUGUCGGCGGGGAGACUGGGCCCAGCUACACCCAGGUUGACUGACAGGAUGUGGCCUGUUUCUCAUGCAUCUGAGGUGAAGGAGUCUUCCCUUGAGUUCUGGGGAGUGGGAGCUUAGGAAGGUACAGAAAGGGCAGAUGGACUAAGAGUCGUGCCACCCAAAGCCCACGUAUGGGUGGAUACCAGUGUGCAGGAAGGGACGUGGACCCAGCAGGUGGGGCAAAGAAUCCCAGUGUAUUGCCUGGGAAGGCUGGUUAGUCUCCGCCUAAAACCACAGGGUUGUGAUCCCUGCUUUCUCAGAAGGGAUGCCCCGUCUCAUCCUGUCCCCCACGCCCCAGUGCUCAUUUCUUUUAGCCAUUUUACUGGGAGGGGCCAGGAGUGAACCACAGGCUUAGAGAGAUGACCAGAGCCCUGCCCAACUCAUCCUGCAGACCGCAGUCAGUUUGGUGGCCGUUUGGGGAAGCUGCCUGAUGCUGGCAUGUCUCUUAACUUGGCACUGACCAUGGUCGUCAGGGGCUACCACAUCUUGCCAAGCCAGCCCUGUUGGGGAUGGAGUCAGAGCACAGCCAUGCAAGGUAGAACUCGUGGGGGCCCUGCCAGUGGGAGCUUGGCCUCAGUGGGCAGUGGGAGAUCCAGAGAAACGAUUCUAGUCUAAAACAAUGGCCCUACUGACAAACCCAGGUAUCCCCUUUGUAAGUAAACUUGAUGGACAAAUAUGCAUCUACCGAAUUGAGUUAUGGAACAAGUUCAUUUUGGAUGAAUUAAUGUUUUUGAGGCAGGGACCUAGUUGUGAGUCUGGGGCUGCCCUCUCCUCCAUCUGAGAGUGGGAUGCAACUGUUCAGUGCCUUGAAAGUAACAGAUUUCUGACUCCUGGAAAGAAGAGGGCAGCCUCAACAAUAGGAAGAAGGGAGGCACAGCUGGAGAUUGACAAGGCAGCCUACCCCAGGCUCAGGCCUGCUGUUCCCAGCUUCCAGCCCCCAACUCAGCACGUGAUCUGGCCUAACGAUCUUGUCACUUUCUUGCAAGUGAGAUGUCCAAUUGUAAGGGAUAGCGAGAAGCUGUCCUUUGGGGGCUCUUUUCACUGCAAACACAACACUGAUUUUACACUGAACGUGAAUGGGAAGCUGGGGUCCAUUUUACAGCCAUCGCUGGAAUCAUCCCCUUCCUGGACAAAGCCCUGGUCUCUGGUGGGAGGCCCCAGCCUCACGUUCCCCUGGCAAGGAGAGGGAUUAGUGCUAUCCUGUGACUAGGAUUACAGAGACAUGCAUUUCAGGAGACCGGGUAAUUGGCCCAGGCUUGGACCAAGGCUCACCUCUACAAGGGAUGGGUUUUGUUGUGUGAAUUGUCUGCAUGAAUAAGGUAUCAGGGGAAUGUCCUGCACACUGGAGGGACCAGCCUUCCCCAGCCACUCUAACGUUCCUCCAAACAGCUCUGUUGAUCAUGUGUUAUGAAUGGGGCAAGGUUUUUGGCCUGUGUAUGCAGACUCCUUAAUGUCUUAUAGACCACAGUUUUCUCUUUGUUCCAACCAGCACCACCUGGGUAGCCCAGCUCUCCUUUCUGUGUGGACUUGAAACAAAUAAAAUGCAUUUCUUCAGA